This is a messenger RNA of Artibeus jamaicensis (Jamaican fruit-eating bat), 357 nucleotides long. Its product is annotated as ferritin light chain-like. Bases 1 to 357 code for a protein of 118 amino acids. NCBI's taxonomy places the organism in Eukaryota, Metazoa, Chordata, Mammalia, Chiroptera, Phyllostomidae. Gene Ontology annotation, cellular component: cytoplasm. Gene Ontology annotation, molecular function: ferric iron binding; ferrous iron binding. Gene Ontology annotation, biological process: intracellular iron ion homeostasis; iron ion transport. The transcript has a single exon. The record is from RefSeq and is a predicted model, not a curated record.
AUGGGCCACGUUUUCCAAGAGUUGGCUGAGAUGAAGCAAGAGGGAGCCCAGUGGCUCUUGAAGAUGCAAAACCGGUGUGGUGGUCAAGCCCUCUUCCAGGAUGUGGCAAAGCCUUCCCCAGAUGAGUGGGGUACAACUCAGGAUGCCAUGGAAACUGCCAUUGCCCUGGAGAAGAACCUGAGCCAGGCCCUUUUGGAUCUGCAUGCCCUGGGUUCCAUCCAUACAGACCCUCGCCUCUGUGACUUCCUGGAGGAGCAGGCAAAACUCAUGAAGGAGAUGGGUGACCACCUGACUGACCUCUGCAGGCUGGCUCACCCUCAGUAUCUCUUACAAAGGUUCACCUUCAGGUACGACUAG